This is a messenger RNA of Glossina fuscipes, 7179 nucleotides long. RefSeq lists its product as uncharacterized. The record is from RefSeq and is a predicted model, not a curated record. The transcript has 17 exons. NCBI's taxonomy places the organism in Eukaryota, Metazoa, Arthropoda, Insecta, Diptera, Glossinidae. Bases 565 to 6849 code for a protein of 2094 amino acids.
AUUACUGUAAUUUCGAACAAUAGGAAACUUAGUUGGCAAUGCCGUAAAAGUUUGCGACAAUUACUACAUAAAAAAAAUUUUUCGUGUGGAAAUUAAGCAACUAUUUAUUGAUUUAUAAUCUUUAAAAAUUUCUAAUACCGGCUAAAAAUUGCUCAAUUAUAACGUGCAUAUAAUUUAUAAAUGAAAUUUAAAGCAUAAUCAUGUAAAAUUUUCCAAAACGUUGCGAGAGAAUCUAAAGUAUUUGGCUAGCAGAGCAUCCUAAACACACACUUAAACUCGUCGAUUUUUAUUAUUUUUUUUUUUUUGUGUUGUAUGUGAAAAAAGUAGUGGAGACUGGUGGGAGGUUAAGCAGACUUGUGUGCUAUUUCAAGGAAACAUACCGUAAACAUUACUGAAAUACGGCGAAAAUACAACGUUAGUCGCAUUAGGACUAGUUUUGUAACUUAAUAAUUCAAAAAGCAGCAAAAUAAAGUAUUUCAUUAUUAAAAAUAUUUGCCGUGAACGGAGUCGAAAUCAGACCGCACCCUUCUGCUUUGAAAUAUCAUCUUUUCAGAGCUCUGCGUUAUGACUUCGCCUUUACAGCAAUUGGACAUAUUUGAAUUGCGUCCUUUAAUUACAAACUUUUGUUGUAAACUUUCCACCGUUACGGAGUAUAAUGACAAUAGACAAUUGUUGUGCCUAGUAGCCGAAGAAAAUGACAUUGUACUGCGCUAUACUAAUGCAAGUGGUUUAGAAAUCCUUAAACUGAUCUCAUGGUUUCGUCGAACAAAUCAAGUUAUUCAUGAAGUCUGUUUUGAUCCCUCCGGAACGUGGCUGUUAGUUUUGUGUUUCGAUAACACAUUGCAUAUUGUACCCGCCCUAGCUGUUGUGGAUAAAUCUUUUUUGGAUUCAACAGUAACUGAUACGCAAUUGUUACCAUUUAGCACCAGCCAAGUGACCUCAUAUAUAAUUCCAUUUGUUGGUCCACAUGAAUGCCCCAAUUCAAAAAGGUGCCCUAACCCGACAACAACAAAUGAUCGUAAGUCACCGAAUACCAUCGAAUUGUCUUCGAAAGCGUCGGUCAACCAGCAAGCGAAAGGAGAUGAAAAUGAUAAAGAAUUACCCAAACAAAUGGAGAGUACGAAUGCAAAUGAAGCAAAAAGGAGUUCACCUGUAAACGAGUUAAUAAAGGCUGAAGAUUCCAACAUAGAAUCUCUCGCUCAAAAUAUACCCAAAGAAAUGUUAGAUCCACAGCUACCAACCACUAGCGGGGCGGAUAAGACAGGCAACAGUCAAGUUAAAAGUACGUCUUUUAUGGCUUCUAACACUUGCCCAUAUCCUCUAUCAGUGAAAUGGUGGCGAACAUCAGAAGGCGCACAUCGCGCUAUCAUAGGCUAUUCCGAUGGAUCAAUUUGCUUUGUAGAUUUAAGUCCAAAUUGUCCUUUUGUAGCGAGCACAGCCAUCGAAACAGGUUCAGUUGUAAAAUUGGUGAUAUGCCGAGACAUUACUUUCGAAAGCGUAUUGUUACUGAUAACUUCUUCUCUGAAGCAACAAUUUAAGUUACUAUUAGAACAAAAAACCAUCAAAUUUACCUAUCCAGGUGAUAUUUCCCCUUCUAUAGUUCAGCCGCAAGAUGAUUGGCAAAUCGUUAUGCCAUUAAAGACUACCAACACUCAAGCUGCUUCAUUAGGACAGGAGUAUUCAGCCAUUGAAGAUGCAGUCCCUAAAACUGAGGAAUCCUAUGCUGCUGAAAAUAAAAUUUUGAAACAAUCUGAACAGUCUUUUGAAUUAGGAACAACCGGUAAUAAAGUAAAUCAGCUUCCCCCAGCUCCAUUUGGUUACACAUCCACCGUAAACUCUCAAACAAAUAGCAAUAAACUACCUCCACCGUAUUCAGUGGCAGUCAAUCGCAGUAUGGAUUGUGCGCCAGUAACAAAUAUCGCUUCCCAAAGUAAAGCUUCUUCGAGCCAAAGCGAUACACUCACUACAAAUAGUGUUGUAAGAUUUCAGCAAACGAACAAUGAUCCAGAUUUAGAAGAUAGCAAUGGAAUAGCGGGUGGUAUCUUUCCCGCAGCCAGAGCCCGUUUGGCAUCGCUCAAAUCAUUAGGUUCAAAGAAAUUGAAUGCAAUUAAGAUGCGGCUAUCGGAUAAUCGCCAAAAGUUGGAAGAAUAUAUGCCGGAAAACGCAAUGGGUUCUUUUGCUAUAAUAGAUUCGCCUUCGCUAUUGCCAGAGUUAUUAAUCAAAUCGGGCGGAUCUUUCUACACCAUACAAAGUCUGCGGGGAACAUAUUUACUGAGUGCCCUACACUCGCACUCCAAUAGUCUAUCUGUGCACAGCAUCGACAUAAAUUUGAAACCGUUAUUUCUCUAUAAAAUACCGCAUCAAUGUGUCGAUAUAUUGAUUAGCUCGAAUAUUUUAUAUUCCAUACAAUAUGUUGAUAUCAAUAGUGAAACGAAAAGCAGAAGCAAUGAAAAUACGGAAAAGGAAAAUCGUGAUACAGACAUAGAAAAACAAGAGCAAUAUUCUAAAAAACAGCUUGAAUCAAAUUCAGACCACAGCGAUGAAGCCGAAGAAAGCAUCGCUGAGACGAGCAGUGCAUCUACAUACUCAGAACGGAGUGCUAGCAGUUUGUCGCCCAGCAAUUCUAUUAAUGCGGUUGGAAUAAUUAGCAGUGCUAUGGCUUCAUUACGAACUGGAGAAAGCGACAAAUUUAAUAAAGCGUCCCUACUCGCAUUAUAUCGGUUUGAAAACGAAACCGUCUUGAAUCUGCACCAAAUGGCCACUUACCGCACAACAGCUUUAAAUGAAACCAUAUCCAAAGAUGACAAAGACAAAGCAUUCGAAUAUAAGGAAAUACGUUCGCCAAUGGAUUACGUAAAAUUCUAUGAAAAAGCAACUGACGUACGCGAAGAAUACUCUCUUAGACAAAUGGAGAUUAUGCAAAAUGAGUUCCCGAAAAUCAACUUUGACCCAUGCUAUGUGAUUACGAAUAAAAAUAUCUACUGCAUACAAUUCAAAAAGGAACCUUUCGCGAUAUUUUUGGAUGCCGCAUUAGCUGGAGAAUGGACUCAGUGUCGUGAGUUUUGCAAUACGUUCGAUCUGACUUAUGAGAUGUGCAUAGAAUUUGCUGGUGAUUACUUACUUCGGCGUAGAAAAAUUCCUCAAGCAUUGUUGACGUAUAAUGCGGCACGCAUUAAACCCAUACGGACUGCUUUAAAGUUGGCAAUGUUCGGCCAUACGACUGCUCUUAUGCAUCUAUGUGCAAUGGCUCUUAAGCUCACAUAUAUUCUUAAAUCGAGGUACUUUUGCCAUCCUGUCAUUAAAACUUUGCUACCAGAUAUAACCUAUCGACACUCGGAAGACGUACGGCCCAUUUUGCCACCUACGCCAAAAAGUUAUUCUGCCAAUAUUAGUUUAGUUUCCGAGGGUCUUUCUUGUAGCGAUUACGUCUAUGGAGAGGAUGAUUCCUUGAGUAAUCCACAAAUGUCGCCUUCGUCUCAGUUUCAUUUAGCGAAUUUACUCUUAAUUACAUUAGCUGAGAAAGCAGUUAACGAUAAAAAUUAUAUGCCCUUGUGGAAUUUUCUGGUUACUAAUGCUAAAUAUCACACUAACAUGUCAAGUAUUGUGUUAUGUCAAAGCGGUUUGUUCUCAUCUGCGUUGGUUUUGGCAAAAAUUCGCGGAGUAUGCAUCGAUACCUUUUUAGCACUGGCAAGCGUGGUGGGUCAAGAAUUUGGUUGGUACACAGAAUUGAACGCGUGUCUGUAUAAUGCAAGUGAACUCAUAUUUGUUGAGACAAUCUCGUAUGUGCCCAAUAUAGCAAUUGAUUACUUUGCUUUCAUCCAGGAGAAAAUGUUUAGCAUACGGCCGCAAGUCUUAGAGCGUUUGGAACGGCAACUGAAUCCAUUUUCGGCGAUUCUACGGCCUAUCGUGUCACAUACAUCUAACUUGGAUCAAUUUGCGGGGGACAAUAAUACUUACAAUUUAGAGUUUUGUAAAAAUCUCAUUGAGACAUAUUUGGCAAUACUAAUAUAUAUGGAUUCGCGAUGUUCAAGCCACGGCCGCUUAGCGAAUGCUUUGAGUACUUUUCGUUUGACAUACGAAGAUAAUCAGUUUGCGAUAGAGUCGACGAGGUUUAAGCCCAUUUCUGCUGGUUGUGCCCAUUGUGCUUGCAUAGUGGACGGGGUAGCCUACUUCUGGGGUUCGAAUGGGGUGCCUUGUAAUUAUAGUGUCAGCAAGUCUUCUGAUCCACCCGAACCACCUCAUGCAGUAAAGAAAUUGGAAUUAUUAGCGCAAUUAAAUCUUGAAGUCCACGCUGUAAAAUGUGGUCGCCAACACACAUUGAUAUUAACCAACAAUGGCUUAUAUUCCUUAGGCAACAAUAAUCUAUUACAGUUGGGCAUUGGGACUCAUAUGCAAAUGACAUUGCAGCCAAUGCUUGUUCGCACUCUUGACGGCAUGGACAUUACCAUAUUAGAAGCUGGACAAUAUCACAACGCUGUUGUUGCCAACGGUCUAUUGCUCACUUGGGGUUGGAAUAUUUAUGGACAGCUUGGUCACGGUGGCACCGAAAACGUAGCUGAGCCUAAGGUGGUCCCCUUCUUCAAAUUCAGAAAAAUUCUACAAGUUUCCUUAGGGCAUGCUCACAGUUUAGUAUUAUGCCAGAGCUCGAAUGAAGCCAUAAACACUGAGUUAUUUGUGUUUGGCUCAAAUCACUUCGGCCAACUGGGCUUGGGCCCUCGUAAAUUAGGGCAAACGCAUGAACCGCACACUACUCCGGCGGAAGACGAAUCGUAUUUUUGUGAUCAAGCGAAAUGUUUAUUACCUCAAAAAAUAGAGUUUAGCACAGCAAAUAUAAGACUGAUUCAUACCAAAUUUUUUACUAAUUUAGCUGUUGAUGAGAAAGGAUAUUUGUACACAUGGGGUUCAUCCCCGCAAGCAUUGCGACUAGCAAAUCAAAUCCGACGACGGGCUAAUGCGAAACAAAAGCUUGAAGAAUAUCAACGUCGAGAAAUGAGCAAACGUUUCGAAGCCACCAUGAACACCGCAAGUUCUUCAUCAACAGAUUCAAUAGUAGAUUCUUCUGAAAAGACGUCAUCGUCUCAUUCGCCACAGGUCGAAAAGAAGAAAAGUUCGACGAUAACACUUGUGCCAGAAGAAACGACAACUCCGCCUGCCGCCAGUAAACUACCACCGGAUGGGGUUGUAAUGGAAGACUUAGCUGUUGCCGAUGUCGCUGAUAAUAUAGAAAUUGUAGAGAAUGAAGUGAUGGAAGAAAUACUGCCGGGUGAAAAAAAUUCCGUCGAUGACGAUGUAGAGCAAAGAAAACACACUGAAAGUUCGGAGAAAACAUCGGCCGCAGCUCCUGGUGCACCCAACCCUACAGCAGAAACGGACUUGCAUGCGCACAUGUCGCCUCAUUUGGUUGACACUACGGAAGUUGCCGGUCAAAUAUUACAGGUGUCUAGCGGACUUUUCCACUUUGCUUUAAUUUCGUCAUCACGUACCUUGUAUACUUGGGGCAAAAAUUUGGAGCAUCAAUUAGGCACGGAAGAUAAAGAGCGACGGGCAGUAAAUAAACCAUCGCCCAUUGACAAUAUUGAAAAUCCUAUGUUUGUGGAUUGUGGUGCAGAUUUCACUCUUGUAAUGAGUACAGAUUACAUGGUGCGUGCGUUUGGCGGUAAUUCAAAUGGCCAGUGCGGCCGCGAUUUAGGUGCUAGUAUCGACAAGAUGAAGCAACGGGUGGUUUGUCUACCUACAACCAAACGUUUAAUGCGUUUUGAGAGCCAGUGUAUUGAAAUACCCGUUGAGAUUAAUUUGCCCAGGCCGCGUAUACGACUUGGUUCAGAACGAGUACGUUAUCUAAAGAGUAUACCGCGAUAUCAGUCAUAUUUUGUCCAGGAGGCUGAUAUUAAUUUCGAAGACUAUGACUGCGAUGAUCCGUCGCCAUCCCGUCAAUACAAAUUAACCACGCAAAGCGAUAUUACUGACAAUGCCUUGACUGAUCAAGAAUCUGAAGAUUUGUUAUCUUCUUUGGAGAAUAUUAGUGACGCUACCUCAAUGCAAUCGUCGAUCAAUCCUCUCCUUAUUAAAGAUAGCGAAAAUAGUUCAUGCGAAGAAGAAGAAAGCCUCAAAGAACAAAUUGGCAAAUUUUCAAUUUUGCCACAAACUGACAAUGCUAGUUCAGAUAGACCGAUAACAUCUAAAGCAAGAAACCUCGGCAACGAUGAAGAUAUUAGGAUGAUAAAGCAAAGCAGCAGUCUCGACCACGCACAGCAACAAUUUCGUCUCUACAUACAUUAUUGUUUGUACAUUUUCCACGGACUAUACGAUAUAGAUAAAAUUCGGGAAUUUUCUAAAGAUCGCCUAGAGUAUCGAAUACGUACAUUAAUGUUAAAUUUUAAAUUCAUCGAUGCCUUUGCAUUAUGCCUGCAAGAUGUACGAACAUCCACGCAUGCCCUUAAAGUAUUUGAAUACUUUUCCAAGGAUACUGGCUACGUGCCGUUGCGAAGAGCUGACCUAAGGUUCCUGAUUUAUCAUUUAUUUAUGCACUUUAUUGAUCGUAAAUAUAAAAUGGACGAAUGCGAGAGCUUCUUUUUGGCCGAUCUUGAUUAUUAUCUGGUCGAAUUGGCGUACGUACUAUAUUUUAAUAACAACAAUACUGUCCUCGAGCAGAGUCUUAACGAGAAAUUUAAACAUCUUUUUGCCCAAAGAGACGGUAGUAGUGAUAAUUUGGACGUCGGCGUUGAUAAUCAAAUAAACGAUAUUCCGCCCACUUAUAAACUGGAUGAGACCGACUUAAUUUUUGAUCAUUUGGGUGUUAAAUUUAAAACUACCGUAUGCCAGCGUUUGCUUAAACAUUGCAACAAUUGAAACUUUAACCAAAAUGCUGUUAUGUUGUGUUCUUUUCUACGUAUCAAUGUCUCUCUCUCUCUCUCUCUCGCACUUUUUCAUUCUCAUAUAAUUGUGUUGACUUCGAAAUUUCGUAACUCUCCGUUUGAAAUUUUCGUAAAGAUUUUAAAACGAGUAUUUAAUGUAUAUUUAUGUGUAAUUUUUUAAUUUUGUUAACAUUUGUUGUUCUAUAAUUGCAAUUACAUACGCCAGUACGUGUGUGUGUAUAUAGUUGAGAUUUUUUUUUUUUUAUUAUUAUUAUAAUUUAGAUGAAUAAAUCCGAACAACCAUCGCUUUACCAAAAACAAUCAA